CGAUAUCAAGCAAUCAAUAGUCAGGGUAGUGCUACGUCGCCAGCAGACAUCAACAAACCGCUAUAAAAUGUUGCCGAUAUUAUUAUUUCUCCUCGCUUUACGUGGAUUAAAUUGUGAACCUGAAACGGUCAGGGAAAAUUUCGACUACUUCAGUUACGGCCCUGAGGAUGAUCUUUUGAAGAGUUUAAAUUUACACUUGCCUAAGGAGGAGAUAGUGCUAAGACCCCAAGAAGUGAAGGACUGGUCGCAACAGUCUCUGAACGUGGGUCAGAUUACGGCUGUUUCUAUUAACUCUUUGGGACAGCCGGUUAUUUUCCAUAGAGCUGAGAGAAUAUGGGACGAAAGUACAUUCAACGAGUCAAAUGUAUAUCAGAACCUGGACAAAGGGCCGAUAGUAGAGGACACUAUCCUAGUUCUGGACCCACAUACCGGCUCCGUACUUCACAGCUGGGGCGCCAAUGCGUUUUACAUGCCGCACGGGCUUACCGUUGACCAUCACGACAACGUUUGGGUAACGGAUGUGGCUAAACAUCAAGUAUUUAAGUACACCCCACUGAACCACAAAUACCCCACCCUGACAAUCGGUGAAGCCUUCACAGCGGGCUACCCCUACCGCCGCCGAGUCCUCCUCUGCAUGCCUACAUCAGUCGCCGUCGCAACCACGGGCGAAAUCUUCGUCGCUGACGGCUAUUGCAACAACCAGAUCCUCAAAUUCAACGCAGCAGGAAAACUCCUACUAGAAAUCCCCAUGUACUCGGACACGCUUACCUUAAAUCUUCCACACAGUAUUACUCUAUUGGAACAUCUUGAUUUGGUCUGUGUCGCUGAUAGAGAAAACAUGAGGAUCGUCUGCCCGAAAGCUGGAUUGAAGAGCUACAUCAAAAUGUUGGAUCCUGCUACGAUUAUUGAAGAUCCGACUUUGGGCAGAGUUUUCGCUGUCGCGUCGCAUGGAGAUACGAUUUACGCUGUGAAUGGGCCGACGUCACAGAAUAUUGCUGUGAGAGGAUUUACCGUGAAUGCUAUGACAGGGAAUAUUUUGGAUACUUGGGAACCUACUGCGGGAUUCACCAACCCCCACUCUCUUGCCGUGACCAGAAACGGAUCCCAUCUCUACGUCACGGAAAUCGGACCCAACAAAAUAUGGAAAUUCGAGUUGACCGACGUAUACGACAAGUAGGAAAAUUACGUUGAAAUUAACAUAGUGCUAUGCAACAUACUUCGCCUAUUUGCUUAAAUAUUCGUGUUGCAGCAGCCAUUUUUGCGCACAUAGCGCGAAGUGUGUUGCCGGUAGGGUGGUGCUUAUUUCGUCGAAGUUAAAAUAAAAAGAUACGAACAUAAAACGAUUAAAAAAAACAUCUUGUAUGAAGGAUCCUAAUUUUCAAAAUUCGGAAGCGACCCCUAUACUAAAACGUAAUUAAAAAUUCUGAAAAAAACCCGCAUUUGUGUUAAAAUAAGCGGGGCAUAAAUUAAGCGGGUGAGACAUGGAACAUUUCAACUUCGACGAAAUAAGCAACAACCUACUAGUCCGUAGUUGCCGGCAUUACAUUAUUUAACGAAAUUCAAAUACCCAGAAUAUAAUAAAAAGCGCGAAUAAGAUUCGCUUAUUAACUUAACUUAAGUGAGAUGGUAUAAUAUAUAAUUGAGUGCGUUAAAAGUUUAAGACAGAUGGAGAUCUAGGUAAUAUUUUUAAUUUGUUAAACUAUUCCUUAAUGGAACUAAAAGCUAUGAAACUCCAAAAAGUACCUACGGCUAUUUAGUUCCUAAAACUCCCAUUUAUCAGUAUUAUACAGUGAUUCAGGGACGUGAGCAGGAUUAAGCCUACACAUUUAGUAACUUAUAAGCAACUGUUUCGUAUCAAUAUUAGUGAGAUUAACGUAAAUGUUUUAAUCGUAUUGAAAAAAAAAGUUAAUAAUUGAUUUACAACAUGCAUGGUCGCCCUACAAUUAGAAAGUACUAAACUACCGAUAUUCUGUGUCAAAUUGAGUGUUAUCACUGUCAUCAGAGUCUAGUUACUUUUGAAAACUCGUAUCUCACUCAAGUUUGACAGAUUUUCUUCAUAAUAAAAAUGCUGUCAUUGCGGUUAAAGAGGUUUAAUGUUUAUUAAUUAGGUGUUGUAAGGUAACCAUGCUUGUAGAGAAUUACAUUUGUCCUUACCUAAAAGUUGAAAAAAUAAGAAAAAAUGUGGUAUGUUUCAACUAAAUACGACGGUGAUCGAUCAGUGAACAGUUACCGAGUGUGCAGGAUUAGUCCUGCUCACGUCUCAUGAAUCACCCAAUAUAACUGUUACUAAAUAGAAUAUAACGCUUGAAUCUUUAACUUCUUGUAGUGUUAUUGUGUUGGAAUUAUCCUACCAUAGCCACCAUAGCCAUAUAUUGUAUAGUCACCGUUAUUUGUAGAAGAUAUAUCGCGUUUGAACUAGGUUCGACUUCGACGAUAUGCGCACAGAGUUCAAUAUAUUUAGACAUGACUAAGGGCCACUUGCACCAUUCACUAACCCGGGGUUAACCGGUUAAACCUGGAGUUACCAUGGUUACUAGUACAAUUUGACACUGGGUUAACGGUUUAACCAGUUAACCCCGGGUUAGACGGAUGGUGCAAGUGGCGCUAAGAGUAUUUUAUAAAGUCUUCGCAUAGGUUAAGCUACAUAAGGUUCCUUGGGAACAUUCCUUUUUCACAACUAUACCCUCAUUAGCUUUCUCUGUAGUUUCUCUACCUUUUCUAUAGCCUAUUUCUUCUAAAUCUAGUAAUCAGUUAGAAAUAAGCUUACAGCAAAAAAUUGUCAAAGAAAAAAAGUAUGCUGAAAAGAGAAAAAUACUCAACAAUGUAUAGCGCUAUAAACAGGUGCUAUAAAUUUGUUAUAAAAAUUACUCUCCAGAUUAUUAUCCAUAUGUUUCAAAGUUAUAUUAAACGCAUUGUUUGUAACCCUUAUGCUUUCUAAAACAAAAAUAGUUAUGAGGUAACGAGUACGUUGUGGGAUGAAAAUUUAUCUCUUUUAGAACUGAUCAUAACAUUUUCAGAUUAAGAACAACAAAUGUAUCUUUCAUGUACAUAAGUACCUACACUACAACCGGGCUAUAGAACGUUAAUUACUUACUGCUAUCGUUGUGGGAUGAAAAUUUAUCUCUUUUAGAACUGAUCAUAACAUUUUCAGAUUAAGAACAACAAAUGUAUCUUUCAUGUACAUAAGUACCUACACUACAACCGGGCUAUAGAACGUUAAUUACUUACUGCUAUCCAAUUUUAUAAUUCAAUCAAAAUGGUUGCAAGAAGUAAGACUUUGUAUUUGUAGCUACCGACACACAGGGAGAGAAGAUUGCGUCAAAUAUCAUAUGAAGAAUCCAGGGCAGAUCAUUUAUUCUUAGGCCCACUUGCACAAUCCCACUAUUCCGGGGUUAAAGGGGUUAACCGUUAACCUAGUGUCAAAUUGUACUGGUAACCAUGCUAACUCCAGGUUUAACCGGUUAGUAGAAUGGUGCAAGUGGGCCUUAGACUACACACCUCUUCUACAAUCAAUAAUUCUUUGGUAUCUACGUGCAUUCUACGGUAACCGCUUACAUCGGACGGGCGGUGUGCUUGUUUGCCACCAACAUUUUAAUAAUAAAAAAACUCCAUUAUAUCGCCAAUAAAUAAGUACCUACUUAUUUUGCGAAGCUAAUGACAAUUGUCACAAGAAACACGACAAUUGUCACGAAAUUACGACACAGAACUCAUUUCCUAAUAAUUACAAUUCUUUUAAAUCUUGUGACAAUUGUCGUCAUCAUCAUCAUAAACUUCGCAAGAGAAGUACCUGUUUUUUGCCGAUAUAAGUAAUAGUUUUUAUAAAUAAUACAAUGAUGGUGGCAAACAGGAAUACGGCCCGCCCUAUGGUAAGCGGUAACCGUAGCACAUGGAUGCCUGUGACGUCAGCAACAGUGAUGUUUUAUAACUGUCGCACCUGUCACCGUGGUGAAAUAGGGGCCUGACUCCAUAUUUAUUGACCUUGGCUUCGACUACGUGUCUUGUAUAUAGGUUGGUAUAUCAAACUCCAUGUCGAGUCAAGGUCUUCCCCUAUCGUGUAUUUGCAAAUGCGUCGUAAGCACGCAAACUGGAGAGCCAAAGUGACCAAAGUCUAUUUUGACUCACAAGUGAUUGUAGUACUAACUGUUAAAAGCUUAAAGGCUGUAAUGGCGUAAACUUGCCAAGCCAUUGUGAUUGAGUAGGUACCUAAGGGUACCGCAAAAAAAGAAAAUCGAAAUUCCGUUAUCUGCCUCUCCAUCGCACGAAUACGCAAGAGCGAUAGAGAGGCAGAUACCUAACGGAUAUUUCGUAAGUAGUCGCAAUGUGUAAUGACGUACCUAAGCGAAAAUUAAAUUUAGUAGGUAAUAGCUCGAUACAAGACCCAGUAUGGUCUUGUCUAAACGAAAAGCUUUUAUUUUAUAUUUAGACUUGAAAUUAAUUGUUCCCCUCUUUUUCUUAGAUUAAAUGUAAAGAACAAUGGACCAAAUCUGGAUUUGGUAUUAUAUUGGUAAAACCACGUUUUCGACAUAUACUUAGUUACUUAUAAAAAUCUCAAAGUUUCGUAGGUUUUAAAACAAUGUAAUAAAUUGGGAAAAUGA
Molecule: messenger RNA, 4595 nt
Organism: Cydia strobilella
Lineage: Eukaryota; Metazoa; Arthropoda; Insecta; Lepidoptera; Tortricidae
Product: peptidyl-alpha-hydroxyglycine alpha-amidating lyase 2-like
Exons: 5
Coding region: 68-1177 (369 amino acids)
Biological process (GO): peptide metabolic process
Cellular component (GO): membrane; extracellular region
Molecular function (GO): protein binding; catalytic activity
Source: RefSeq, a predicted model, not a curated record